AUGAGCCUGACUAACUAUGAUCCGUAUUGGAUAACUGAAUGGAAUAAGAUGAUAAGAGACAUGGAUCGAUCGCUGGGUAGAGUGUUUAGUGAUAUAAAGAAUAUCGAAGCCUUUCCGGUUGUAGAUGUGACCGAUGUAGGAAAAGAAGUUGUUGUACAUGCCGAACUUCCGGGUAUUUCCAAGGAAAAUAUCAAAGUUGAAUUACUGGGAGAUAUGUUAACAAUUUCCGGCCAUGGCAGUGAGAACAAAGACUACGAAACGGCUUCAGGAUGGAUUCGGGAACGUAGAUGUGGUAGUUUUACGCGUCGGUUACCCAUUCCUCGUGGUGUUGAUGUUGAUAAAGUUGAAACGAAAUUUGAGGACGGACUUUUAGAACUUAGAAUUCCGAGAUCUGAAGGAGCAGAGCCCGUCGUUAAAAAAAUUGAUGUCCAAUAG
Molecule: messenger RNA, 435 nt
Organism: Paraglomus brasilianum
Lineage: Eukaryota; Fungi; Glomeromycota; Glomeromycetes; Paraglomerales; Paraglomeraceae
Source: the annotation of a GenBank genome assembly